Messenger RNA from Babesia ovata, 432 nucleotides. Its product is annotated as fumarate hydratase, putative. The record is from RefSeq and is a predicted model, not a curated record. The transcript is spliced from 2 exons. Bases 1 to 432 code for a protein of 143 amino acids. NCBI's taxonomy places the organism in Eukaryota, Apicomplexa, Aconoidasida, Piroplasmida, Babesiidae.
AUGAAGUGGGACGGUGGAAUAUUCUCCGUGCUGCUGGCAUUUGCGCACGCACAUGCGACCGCUCCGUGCGAACGUGUCCACCCAGCAGGCAACCUCAAGGCAGGCACGAAUUUAACCGAGUCCUAUGACUGGAGUGUCCUUGAAAACGACUCCUGCGAUAUUGUGCCCAAGGAACACGUAACAGACAAGGUCAUACACAGCAAGGUGGACGACGAUGAAUACGAAUCCGAGAUUAUCAACGUGGAAGAUGCGGACAGAGCAAGACGCCCUUACCUUUAUAAACGUGACAGUGUGGCUGGCCAGUACGUCAUGAAGCGCGACUUCGCCACGAAGUCCGUGGUAAUCAUCACCAUAGUGCUGAUCAUCAUCGGGUUGAUGACAACCUUCAUGGUCUGCAGUCGUUACAGAUACAACUCCGAAGCUGCCACAUGA